This is a messenger RNA of Chaetomium fimeti, 1401 nucleotides long. RefSeq names its product beta-lactamase/transpeptidase-like protein. Lineage: Eukaryota; Fungi; Ascomycota; Sordariomycetes; Sordariales; Chaetomiaceae. Bases 1 to 1401 code for a protein of 466 amino acids. The record is from RefSeq and is a predicted model, not a curated record. The transcript is spliced from 3 exons.
AUGGAAACCCUCACAUCUCGACUCGACGCUUUGCGCCCCAAUAUUAAGGAGCUGAUGCGCAUUGGGGGCACACCUGGUCUCUCUCUCGGUGUGAUGCACCAGGGCGACCAGGUGUACUUUGCCGGUUAUGGUAAUCGUUACGCCGAGCUAUACACGCCCCCCGACGCCAAAACUGUUCUUCCCGUCUGCUCUUUGACCAAGGCAGUCACUUCGGCAGCGCUGGGGAUACUCGUAGAUGAGAACAAGGCCACCUGGGACACACUAGUCAAGGAUGCCUUGCCCUCGCUCAACAUCAAAGACGACAUUCUCCAGAACCAAAUGACCAUCGCUGAUCUUCUCUGCCACCGAUCAGGCAUGUCUUGGGGCGACAAUCUCAUCAUCGGGACCGACAACAACGUCCUCGUUAGCGGCAACGACUCCAUGGAAUAUCUCAACAGCCAAACGCGCCUCCUCCCGUUCCGUGGCCAAUUCGCCUACAGCAACCUAGCCUAUGAACUUGCCGGCAAAGUGAUCGAGUCACUCAGCAACAUGUCUUACUUCGACUUUACUCCGCCGCCGGGCCUGGGCAAUGUUGGAAAGUGCUACAACUCACUCGACAACGGGAAUUCUGCGCCCAUCACUUGCAUCAAGCUCGGCGACGACUGGCUCGGCGCUCCCCAUGCGGGUAUGCGAUCCUGCGUCUGGGACCUGAUGAAGUUGUACAAAGCAUUCAUGCAGGCCUUCAACCACCAGUUCUCCACGGGGGAGACAUCCACCGAGGGACUACCGCUGAAGCAAGUGGCAGAGCUCAUGUCGGCCAAGAUACCUAUGGACCAGCCAUCCAAGAACGAGGCAUCGUACGGCCUCGGCUGGGGUCGCGUGCAACUCCCCGGGAGAAUGGGUCAAAUCGGCAUCAACCCCGAUCUGAUGCCGAACGGCAUGCCCAUCGUCGGCAAGGGGAUAGCACCGCGCCUCGUCAUUUUCCACCAGGGCAGUAUGCCGGGCGCCCUCUCGUUCGUCGCACUUCUCCCGGAUACCGAGACCGCCAUCGUCAUCUCCUCCAACGCCCUGGCCCUCAACGACGUCGCAGACUGGGUUGGGCAGAUGGUUCUAGAAGAGCUCCUCGAGAUCCCAUCGCCACAACGCAACGACUAUCUCGCCGCAGCCAAAACCUCCGCAGCAACAAACCUCCAGUGGUACCCCAACCUCGUCACGCAACUCCAAAAAGCCCAAAAGCACGGCACCUCCCCUCGACAGCUUGACGCCUACGCCGGCACAUGGGUGGGUGUAGACCAGGGCCCUGACUUUUGGAAGGUUGAGUUUAAGGUGAUGCCGGGGGGUGAGGUGGAUCGGCUGUGCUGGGCGCAUGAUGAUGGUGUGCCCGCUGAUGAGUAUAAGAGGGAGGAAGUAGGGGGGAGGUAG